UUGAAUCUCACGGGACAUGGGGGAUUCCGAGCAAAGCUAGUUCUUUUUGGUAUAAACAUUGAUGCCUAAAUUUUAGGAUAUCAAACACUACUAAGCGUAGUUUUCUUUCCUAUACCGCCUAUGAGUCACUCAGGGCCAAGCUGUUGAAGGAAACAGGCCUCAAUUUCCUUAAGGAAAGGAAUCUCUCUUAACUAAUGACUAAAGACAACUUCCAGUUUUUUAAAACCGUAGAAAGGUGGAAAGAAGUGAUUGCAUCAACCCACAUUUCUCUCGAAAGAAAAGGAGUUGCACCAGAUAGGCCAUCGAAAUGAGGAGGGAAGAGAAGAAACCUCAACACAAACAAAAUGAAGUAUGAAGCUAAAGCAGAGAAAAUUGUAAAUUGCUUUAAAAAUGCAGCAGUGAGUUGCUAUGAAUGGUAACAUCCCACUACUGCAAAUACUCGUAUUGCCUUAGAGGUAGGCAGGGUGGAAUAAAUAAAUAAUAAAUAAUAGCCUAUUGGAUCUUGUAAAUAUGCUCUGGUUUUUAUUUUCAACAAUGUACUGUUGUAAUGACCUGGAAACAUAAAAUUAAUUCUUCCCUGUCAUUAUAUAUUGCCCUAACUUAUUUCCAAAUUAUAUUACUGUUUGUUCACAGACUAAUUUGCAAUGUACUUAUAUUAUAAUAUGUCAUUUGCAUGGUAUAUGUUUAUUUUAUUUUUCAAAUCCUAACAAUUCUAAAACAAAUGUUUGAUACUAAUGAUUUCAACAUUGCAAAAAGGACCACGAUAAGCCCACUUGCCAAACUAGUUUUCCCCACUAAUACAAGUACCAAUGAUUUCAACAGGCUUCAUGGUUUUUGAAAAAAAAGAUUUAUAUCCAUACCAAAGAAGUUAAUCUAAACUCUGAUAUAGACUUUAUCCCAACUGUCUGUCAUCAAACACUCAGAUUCUAGUUAAUAGAUUUUUUUAUGUACUGAAGUACAGGUUUUGUAUGAGAAUAAAAAUACUUUUAUUAUUUUGCACAAACAUUUCAUACAGCUUCUAUCCAUUUUAUUCUUUUAAUCUUUUAUCCUUAAUUAAUCACGAAUAUAUGUUUAGUCAUAGUAUUUAUUUGAUAUUUAAAGUCCUAAAGCAGGUAAGCAAAAAAAAAAAAUUAUUGCAUAAUGACCAUUCUUUCAGCUUAUUUCAAGUUUUUUAAUGAGUUACUAGCUUUGAAAUAGGUUAUACUAACUCCUACUGAUGAGAUCGGGACCUGUCUGCAAUACUAAAUAAUUUUACAUGUAUUAUUUAUUCAAUUUUAGAUCAAAAAUGUUUGUUGCCACAGCCAUUGUUGUUGGCUUGCUUUGGUUCUUUUAUAAAAAUUGGGUAUCAACCUACAGUUAUUGGAAGAAGAGGGGUGUACCAUUUUACCCAGCUAAGUUCCCUUAUGGUAGUGAUCCAAACUUAGUGAAAUUUAAAGAAUACAGAGGCUACACCGUUGAUAAGAUGUAUCGUGAACUUGCUCCUGAACCAAUGUUUGGAAUUUUUGUUUUAAGGAAACCUAUGCUGGUAGUAAGAGACCCAGAAAUAAUUCAGCAGAUUUUGACGAAAGAGUUUUCUCAUUUCAGAGACAGGGGCAUUAUUAAACUGUCUGAUAAAGAUGUAAUUAAUCACCAUUUAUUCAAUCUAGAUGGAGAAAGGUGGAGAGCUUUAAGAAUAAAACUUACUCCCACAUUUACCAGCGGAAGGCUGAAAACUAUGUUCCCCCUUUUUGUUAGUUGUGCUGAGAGUUUUAGCUCCCUUUUGCUGUCAAAAGUUGAUUCAAAAGUCGAUAUUAAAGAGCUAACAGGUCGUUUUACAGCAGAUGUCAUUAGUAGCUGUGCAUUUGGCUUGGAUACUGAUGUUAUAAACCACCCAGAUAACAAGCUUAGAAAUAUAGGAAUAGAAGGAAUAAAAUUAAAAUUUCUAAUGAAAUUAAAAAUAGCUAUUAUUAGAUUAUUGCCAGGAUUGUCAUCAUUGUUACCAAUUAGGUUCAUUUCUGUAGAGGACGAAGAUUACAUCAUAAAGCUCAUUAAAAACAUAGUGGAACAAAGAGAAAAAAAUGCUAUUGUAAGAAAUGACUUCAUAGAUUUGUUAAUACAAUUAAAGAAUAAAGGAAAUCUUGGAGAUGAUGGACAGGAAUUUGAAAAACCAUUUGAAAUGACAAUGGAGUUAAUGGCAGCCCAAUGUUUUGUCUUUUUUAUUGCUGGAUUUGAGACCUCUAGUUCAGUGCAAAGUUUCUGCCUCUAUGAACUGGCACUCCACCAAGAUAUUCAAUCAAGACUAAUUAAAGAGAUUGAUGAAACAAUAGAGAAGAAUGGUUCUCUUACUUAUAAGGCUGUGCAGGAAAUGGAAUAUCUUGAUAUGGUCAUAUCAGAAACAUCAAGGAAGUACCCAACUGUACCAACACUAGUUAGGCAGUGUACAAAGUCAGUAACACUUUCUGCUGGUCAAGACAUAGAGAAGGAUACUAUGAUCAUUAUUCCUGUUUGGUCUCUGCACCAUGACUCCCAAUACUUUGUGGAUCCUGAUAAAUUUGACCCAGAAAGGUUUUCAAAAGAAAACAGAGAUUCUAUUGUUCCUUACACUUAUCUGCCAUUUGGUGAAGGUCCUAGAAUGUGUAUUGGUAUGAGAUUUGGACUACUCCAAACUAAGGUGGGAGUUGUGACUCUCCUUCGAAAGUUUCGUGUCGAGCCAUGCGAAGAAACCAACAUCCCUCUUGUCAUUGGAGGAAAUUCUGCUACCACAGCAUCUGAUAAACCUAUUAUUAUUAAACUGAAAGCCAGAUAUUGA
This is a messenger RNA of Nezara viridula (southern green stink bug), 2788 nucleotides long. The record is from the annotation of a GenBank genome assembly. Lineage: Eukaryota; Metazoa; Arthropoda; Insecta; Hemiptera; Pentatomidae.